Molecule: messenger RNA, 219 nt
Organism: Sorex araneus (European shrew)
Lineage: Eukaryota; Metazoa; Chordata; Mammalia; Eulipotyphla; Soricidae
Product: protein BRICK1-like
Exons: 1
Coding region: 1-219 (72 amino acids)
Biological process (GO): cell motility; regulation of actin polymerization or depolymerization; actin filament organization
Cellular component (GO): SCAR complex
Molecular function (GO): protein-containing complex binding
Source: RefSeq, a predicted model, not a curated record
AUGGCAGGUGAACAGCCGGUGAUACACCAGCACUGGAGAAGCCGGGACAAUAUCGAGGUGAUCUCCAACAGCAUCCAGAAAAUCUCGGACUACCUCAAAUCGUUCGACGUGUCCUGUCGCUCGAGACUCGAGACACUCCAUGCGAAACUGACUGCCCUGGAGCAGAAGAUGGAAAACAUCGAAGAACAGAUGGCCAAAGGUGAAGAGCCCCUCACCUAG